CAGAGUUUAAAGUGGGCCGCGCUUUACCCAGUGAAGUAGAGGAGAGAGGGAUGAAGCAGCGGCGGUUCCUCUCACAACACCUGACUCCUGCUCGUCGCCGGGUACAGAACAGUGCUGCUUUAAACUCCAGAAACUACCUGCUUCAGCCUACCUGCAAUUUGAGUUUCUCACUAGGCUAAUUAAACACGGUAGCAUCGUGGACCCUCUGAAUUUUGUUUUGUCGAGGGCGAUAACUUUAAAUCUCAAGUCUGCCGAAGGAUCUGCGACCUGUCAUCACCUCUCCCAGUGAGUGUGUGUCUGGGCACAGUUGCACUUCUGUCACUUAGUGCUCCACAGCCCCCUCAGCAUCCACAAAAAUCACCCAAGGACCACAGGCUGUAGGAUUAGGGUGAAGAAUGGGGUUAUCUGUUGCCCUGCCAGCCCUGCUGCUUGUUCUGGGAUUGGCCACUAAUGUAUGGAGUCUGAACCCGGAUGACCCCAAUGUCUGCAGCCACUGGGAGAGCUACGCUGUGACUGUCCAGGAAUCCUACGCUCACCCAUUUGACCAGAUCUACUACACCAGAUGUACAGACAUCCUCAACUGGUUUAAAUGCACAAGGCACAGGAUCAGCUAUAAGACGGCUUACCGGCGGGGAGUGAGGACCAUGUACCGGCGCCGCUCACAGUGUUGCCCUGGUUACUUUGAGAGCGGGGACUUGUGUGUCCCUUUGUGUACAGAGGAGUGUGUCCAUGGCCGCUGUGUGUCUCCUGAUACAUGCCAGUGUGAGCCUGGAUGGGGCGGACUGGACUGCUCCAGUGGCUGUGAGAGUGACUUCUGGGGACCUCAUUGCAGUAAUCGGUGCCAGUGCCAAAAUGGGGCUAAGUGUAACCCAAUCACAGGUGCCUGUGUCUGCACUGAUGGGUACCAGGGAUGGCGAUGUGAGGAGCCCUGUGAGUACGGUUACUAUGGCAAGGUUUGCCAACUACCUUGCCAGUGUAUCAAUGGUGCCACCUGCAACCAUGAGACAGGAGAGUGCAUCUGCGCACCGGGGUUCUCAGGGGCUUUCUGUGGAGAGCGCUGCCCCUCCGGUAGUCACGGGCCCCAGUGUGAACAGAUCUGCCCCUGUCAGAAUGGAGGAACGUGCCAUCACAUCACUGGAGAUUGUUCCUGCCCCAUCGGGUGGACGGGUUUAGUUUGUGCCCAGCCGUGCCCUCCUGGCAAGUACGGCAUCAACUGCAGCAAAGACUGUUCCUGUCGUAAUGGCGGACUGUGCGACCACAUCACGGGGCAGUGCCAGUGUGCAGCUGGCUUUAGUGGAAGCAGGUGUCAGGAUGACUGUCCUGUUGGUACCUUUGGCCCGCAGUGUAACCAGAGGUGUGAGUGUCAGAAUGGAGCCAAAUGUCACCAUAUCAAUGGAGCCUGUCUGUGUGAAACAGGAUUUAAAGGCCCUAAUUGCCAAGAGAGAUUCUGUCCCCCAGGCCUCUACGGCCUCAUCUGUGACAAGUACUGCCCCUGUAAUACCAGCAACACCGUGAGCUGCCACCCACUUUCUGGUGAAUGCGCCUGCUCUGCAGGAUGGACAGGGCUUUACUGUAAUGAGACCUGCCCUCCUGGAUACUACGGAGAGGGAUGCACGUUGCUUUGUAGCUGCACCAACAGAGCUGACUGCCAUCCUGUCACAGGCACUUGUAUAUGUGCCCCUGGGUUCAUGGGUGAGGACUGUGCUACAGUGUGUCCUCCUGGUCUGUAUGGACCAAGCUGCACCUCCACCUGCUCCUGCCAUAAUCAUGCAUCCUGCUCUCCAGUCGACGGCUCCUGCCUCUGCAGGGAAGGCUGGCAUGGUGUGGACUGCUCCAUCCUUUGUUCCAGCGGUCUGUGGGGUCUGGACUGUAAUCAGACAUGCUUAUGUUCCAAUGGCGCUGCAUGUGACCCUAUAGAUGGCACCUGUACAUGUUCCCCUGGGUGGAGGGGAGAGCACUGCACCGAGUCCUGCCCUGAUGGCACCUAUGGGUUGGAGUGUUGUGAGCGCUGUGACUGUAGCCAUGCUGAUGGCUGUGAUCCAGUGAGUGGCUACUGCCGCUGCUACCCUGGCUGGACAGGAAUCCACUGUGAUAAUGUGUGCCCACAAGGCUUCUGGGGACCCAACUGUUCAGUCAGCUGUUCCUGUCAGAACGGAGGAUCCUGCUCUCCAGAGGACGGUACAUGUGUAUGUGCACCUGGCUACAGAGGGACGUCCUGCAAAAGAAUCUGCUCUCCGGGGUUCUAUGGGCAUCGCUGCAGCCAGUCCUGUCCUCAGUGUGUGCACAGCACUGGGCCGUGCCAUCAUGUCACGGGCCAUUGUGAGUGCCUGUCUGGCUUCUCCGGUUCUCUGUGCAACCAAGUCUGUCCAAGUGGCAGGUAUGGAAAGGCCUGCGCUGAGAUCUGCCUUUGUACCAACAACGGCACCUGCAACCCAAUCGAUGGCUCCUGCCAGUGCUUACCUGGCUGGAUAGGAGAGGAUUGCUCUCAGACCUGUCCCUCUGGGCACUGGGGCCCUGAUUGUCUCAACUCGUGUAACUGUCACAACGGAGCCCAGUGCAGUGUCUACGAUGGGGAGUGCAGGUGCAGCCCCGGCUGGACCGGACUCUACUGCACACAGCGCUGUCCUUCAGGGUUCUACAGCAGGGACUGCUCUGAAGUCUGCCGCUGCCAAAACGGCGCAGACUGUGACCACAUCACUGGCCAGUGUACUUGCCGAACAGGCUUCAUUGGGACGAGCUGUGAGCAGAAGUGUCCUGCUGGUACAUUUGGAUAUGGUUGCCAGCAGCUGUGUGAGUGCCUGAACAAUGCUACCUGUGACUAUGUGACUGGAACGUGCUACUGCAGCCCCGGAUAUAAAGGCAUCCGUUGUGAUCAAGCAGCUCUCAUAAUGGAGGAGCUGAACCCAUACACUAAGAUUAGUCCAGCACGAGGCUCGGAGCGCCAGUCCGCAGGGGCGGUCAUGGGCAUCAUCUUUCUGCUCCUCAUCAUCAUGGCCAUGCUCAGUCUGUUUGUCUGGUACAGACAGAGGCAAAGGGAAAAAGGCCAUGAGAUCCAGCCCAGUGUGUCCUACACCCAGGCAAUGCACAUCACCAACACAGACUAUUCCCUGUCUGAGUGUGGCAGUACUGUAGCAAUGAGGACCAGCACUGCUGAGGUUAAUCAGGCCCAGGGCAGCAGCAGCGGCCAGUGCUUUUCCAACCCCAGUUACCACACCGUGGCCCAGUGUAAUGUUGUCUCAACCAUCUCUAACAACCUGGAUGGGACUCUGACCCUCAAAUCAAGCACUCUGAAAAGCCGAAAUGGCUCAGAAUGGAGAGCCUACUGCAACCUCAAUGACCUCGAUGUUCAACAGGGGGAGACACAGACACAGAGAGGCUUCAAAAAAGAUUACAUCAAGAGCUCCAUGUGCAGCAACAGCUCCUGCUCGUUGAAUAGUGAGAAUCCAUACGCCACCAUUAGAGACCCACCAGGAGUUACCUGCAAGCACACAGAGAGCAGCUAUGUGGAGAUGAAGUCGCCCUCCCACCGUGAAGUGCCCUUUGGAGGCACCGCCACCCUCCUGGGCAGUGCGAGCAGGAAUGUCUAUGAUGUUGAGCCAACGGUGAGUGUCCUGCAGGGACCCAAUGGAAUGGCUACCGGCUUCUCCCAGAGUCCCUAUGACCUCCCCUGCAGCAGCCACAUCCCCAGCCACUAUGACAUUCUGCCCAUGCGUCACAGCCCCACACACACACCCUCGCCACCCCCAGAAAGCCCCAGCUCCCUGCUCUAGAGGGCACACCCUCCGCCCGCCUCUGACAGGGUGCAAGUAUCCAGGCAACAUUCAAGCAACGGUUCUCCCUCUAUCUCCAAGUUUGUUCAAUUAAAUACUGAGAUGUUGAGAUAGAGGGACAGCCACAGCUCUUCUAACACUCUUUCUAUGGCCCUCACCGAUGGAGGGGAGGAAAGACUGUCACACACACCAGCGACCAUUCACCCAUUUUAUUUUCUUAUAGAAAUGAUCACUCAAACUGCUGCCCGGCCUCCUUAUGGACCUCCUGAAGUGGAACAUAAUAGUUCCAAACAACGCUAAGGCCAGCACACAUGGAUUGGUUGGACAGAUUAUUUACAGGGAGAGAGCAAUCCUCACACUCAUUUUCAGCCUGUGAAAUAGGUUUACUCUUCAAGGGCAGCCAAGAGUUUACAAUGCCCCCUAAACAGAAGUGAUUUUCUCUAAAGAAAGGUAAGUAUAGAAACCUUGACAAUUUCAAAAUGUGACAAUAUACAACAAACGUACAUCAGAGUUCAUGAAUUGUCACUGUAUGCAGCUGCUGCAGUUCACAGUACAGCUGACAUAAGGAGAUUAUGAUCUUCUGCUCUGAGGUAAAGAAAAGUUUAGUCAAUCAAUAGAGAAGUUCUUAAUGUUAAACACAAAAACCUGGCCGAGGCCAAGUCUGAUAAAGCAUGGAUAAAUAGUAAACAUUUGUAAUGGUCCUUUAUUCACUAGUUUUCCAGUAAUAAUCACACAGCUAAUAUAAGGGUGAUCCCUGUGUGUAACUCAGAGCCUCUUUUAAGUUGCAGUGCAAAUGAGGCGCUGUGUAUCUGGAGAUGCAUUCAGGUAACAAGUGUUAAACUGUUAUAUUAUUACUAAGAGAUAAAUACAUACAUUAAGUCUCAAGUUUAGAUUCCCCCCCCCCCCCCACACUGAUGAAGUGUUCAGAUAUUGUGUUGUUUUCUGUGUGGAAUUUUUCUUGCAAAUGUCUUAGUUUACAUUUCUUUUUAAAUAUUGGGUGUUAAGAAGGGAUUGCUUUGACCUUUUAUGUUUUGUAUUUUUCAAGCUAAUUGCUUUAUUUAUUAAUUUGUAUUAGUGCUGGUAAUUUUUUUAUCAAUGUGACACUAGAAUUUAAAAAAAAAGAUGAGCAUGCUCAAAUAAUGGAUGCCCACUGAUGUAGAUAACAAACAAUUUAUCUUCUUGUGAGAUGAUCAGUGUCAUUUUGUGUGUGUUUUUGAAGUUACUUAAAAUGUUCUUUCUCUCUGUCGGACUGUAAAUUGAAAAUAAGGUUUCAUCUGACCAAUUCAAGACCCACGGUUACCCUGUGCAGUAUUUACAAAGGGAAACGCACUGUAUGUAAAAAUAAAAUAAAAAAAUAAG
Etheostoma cragini (Arkansas darter) is the source of this 5129-nucleotide messenger RNA. It is a transcript of the gene megf11, whose product is annotated as multiple EGF-like-domains 11. Lineage: Eukaryota; Metazoa; Chordata; Actinopteri; Perciformes; Percidae. The transcript has 26 exons. The record is from RefSeq and is a predicted model, not a curated record. The coding region runs from base 396 to 3770 and encodes 1124 amino acids. Gene Ontology annotation, molecular function: scavenger receptor activity; protein binding.